CUCUUUCUCAUAUCCGGACCUCAUAAUCUGUACUGAGAAAAUAUUAGGUAGUCCUACCUCACCAGCACAUCAAUCUAGCUGGUGAGAAAAUACCAAUAAAAAUUUGUCAAAUCAUUCGUGUGAGCCCUCAUCACUCUCUAGCAUUUAACCUAACGAUUGUCCUCUUUCCAGGAAAAAAAAAAUCCUUCCUUUUUCCUUCAUCUUCUGUUCUCCUCUCUCCUGUACAUCUCCAUCGUUUAUUCUCUCCCCCAGUCUUCUCUCUCUCUCUCUCUCUAGAAAAUUCGGACGCCAUCUCGCCGGCUCAGUGGAAAUCGACCGCCAUUUCCAUCGUGUCUUCCAUCAUCCUCCUCUCCCUACCUAGUCUGUUCUAUCUCGCCUCCCUCGAUGGAAAAUUCGAACACCAUCUUGUCGGUCUCCAUGGAAAUCGGUCGUCAUCUCCUCGGAGACCUCAUUUCUCUUUGAAAUUUUGCUUGAUUUUGCCUAAUACCAACUGGGCUAGUCAGCCUCCUCUCAUUUUUCUUGUUCACCGGUUUAUUUAUUGGUGGGCUGAAUCUGCAGGAAGCAGAAAGGCAGCAAGGAAGUGUAGUUGGGUCUGUUCUGGCUACGAGGGCUAAUUUAAUUGGUUAAUUGACAUUGUUCAAAAGAGAAGAAAUGCAGCCAAGGAGAAGAAGAUGAAGAAAUCUGGUCUUUUAGGGGAAGUGAAUAAGCAGCAGAGCUUGCAGGAAGAGGGAAGUUCUUCAAUUUUGCAACGUGUUUCUUUUCUUUUUUUUUUGGGUUAAUGAAAAUCAAAAUCUCUGCUAAUUAGAGAUACGAAAUUACGUUAUCUCCCUCUUAUUUUGUUGAUUUUGUUCUUGAUUCUUCCCUUUCUUAGCUAUUCUAAUUUGUCUGAGGUUUUUUUCUCAGGUUAACGCAGUCCUCAAAGUGAAGACCAAAAUUGAGCAAAAGACUCAACUCCAAGCGUUAUUGUACGAGAAGUGAAUAAGGACUUGGAAUUACUAGUCGGUCAGAUUUUUAAUAGCGAGGAAGAGGCUUACAAUGCAUACAAUUUGUAUGCCUUCAAUAAGGGAUUCAGCAUUCGCAAAGGUAAGAAAUACUACAAUUGCACCGGUGAACUGCGAACUUGCAUUUUUUUGUGUAGCUGUCAAGGGUUUGGACCUCAAGAUUCUUUUGAGCAAGAUCGAAAAUAUGAAAGGACUAUAAAGAGAUGUGGAUGUGGAGCUUACGUGAAAUUCAAAAUUGAGAAUGGAAUAUGGGAAUUGAUUGAGAAUUUCUAUACACAUAAUCACCCAUUUAUUGAUGAUAGUCAAAAACAUCUAAUGAGAUCGUGUAGGAAGAUAACUGAAACAAGUCAAAGUGUUCUUAGUUCUAUGGCACAAGCGGGUAAUAGAGCUACAAGGGCAUUUUCCUACCUUAAGAAUGAGUCCGGAGGGUCUAAGAACAUUAGUUUCAUCUUAAGAAACUGUCAUAAUUUCUUACAAUAAAAAAGAAGAGAGGCAUUUAGUGCAGGAGAUUGUCAAAAUGUCAUGGACCAUUUCAUUAGCUUACAAAAUCAAGGAAAUAAUGUUUAUUACUCCUUGCAAGUGGAUGAUGAGUCUAGAAUGACUAAUCUUUUUUGGUGUGAUGAACUGUCAAAAUAUGAUUACCAAUGUUUUGGAGAUGUUGUGCUCUUUGAUUCUACCUAUCGUACCAAUAAAUACAAUAUGAUAUGUGCUCUAUUUGUAGGUGUCAAUCAUCACUGGAAAAACGUUAUUUUUGGUUGUACAUUUCUUUUAGAUGAAACAAUUGCUUCCUUUGUUUGGGCAUUUCAAACUUUUCUACAUGCAAUGGGGAAAGCUCCUAAAACCAUAUUUACUGAUCAAGAUCAUGCUAUGGCCAAGGCGAUUGAAAUAAUAUUUCUUGAAACAAAGCAUCGUCUGUGUACAUGGCAUAUUUCUAAGAAUGCUGCACAACACAUUCCCCAUCUUUUAUCUAAACCCAAAUUUAAGCAAAUAUUUUGUUCGAGACUUUUGCAUGGUUGUGAAUCUAUAUGUGAGUUUGAAAGCACUUGGAGUGAAAUGGUUAAGGAAUGAGACCUUGCAAAUAAUAAAUGGCUGAAUCGUUUAUAUGAAUUGCGUCAUAAAUGGUCUCAUGUUUUCAGUAAUGAUACUUUUUCAGCAGAAUCUACUCAAAGAAGUGAAAGCACAAACAAUGUUUUUCAAUCUAUGGCUAGUAAAGUGAUGUCCUUAACUGAGUUUGUCAAUCAUUAUGAAAAGCAACUAGAAAAUAUGCGAGAUGUUGAAGUUUGUGAUGAUUUUGAAUGUGCCAGAGGAAAACAAAAGCUUGUAGUAAGGGAUAACGGUUUAUUGAAGCAUGCAUCUGAUGAGUAUACUCAUGUAAUUUUUAAGAAGUUUCAAGAUGAAUUUUUACAAAGCAUGUCUGUAUUCAUUGUGAGUUCGGAUAUAGGGGGUCCAAUGCACUCAUAUACUUUAGCAAAUGAAAGCAAAAUGGAGCAUGUUGUGAAUUUCAAUUCAAUUGAUUGCACUCUUACCUGCAGUUGCAAACUAUUCGAAUCAUUAGGAUGGUUAUGUAGACAUGCUUUACAUAUAUUGAACUUCGCAAAGAAGUGUCCAAGUAUUCCUUCUCAGUAUAUUCUAGAAAGAUGGACCAAAUUUGCAAAGGAAAGAAUUUCUAUUGAUAUUGAUGGCUCUUGCCCCAAAAAUGUAUCCAAGUCAUCAAAGACCAUGCGUCUUAAUAGAUUAAUGCGACAUGCUUUUGCUGUUAUGAGUUUGAGUGUGGAUGAUGAUGAUACUGAAAAAUUAGCACAACAAAGCUUGAAUGAACUUGAGAAAGAAUUGAAAAAUUUAAAGGCAACAAAGGGGCAAACAAAACAUAAUAUAUUGGCAAAUGGAGAUGCUAAAACUACUAGUUUUGGGCGUGAAAAUGAAAUGCGAGUGCUUGAUCCAAUGCAAAUGAGACCAAAGGGAGUACCUAAUAAAAGAAUAAAGCAUAGUCUUGAGAAGCGGAAGAAAAGAAAGUCCAAGAAAGAAGACCUAAGACAAGCAUCAGCGAAUCACAAUAAUCCCUUGACUCCAGAGCUGCCGAUAAAUGCAACCAUUUCUAUGGAUCUUAUGAGGUCAAGAUACUUGAAUCAGAACAUGCAGUAUAACACCACUGUAAUGCAUGGAAAUAGCCCCCUCGGUAUGAAUUUCGGAAGUCAGGUCUUAGAUGAUAGUAGCAGAGUCCAUCAUUUGAUCACAAUUCCAGAUUUAAAUGAAGACCUCUCUAUCUAAUUAGGCGAUAAUGCAAGGAUGGGCGAGCAAGGAUUCUCUCAUAGUAUAAGGAGAUAAUUGUUUAGAUUUAUAUAUUUCAGGAGAUGGUAUUUGGAUGAUAUUUUUGAGGGCAAUAACACCAGUUCUGAAAUUAGUUCUUCCAAACCUUAUUCGAAUCCAAUUAUGUUAUUGAAGGUCAUGGAUAUGUAAUUCGAUCAUAAAAUUUUUCUUUUUAUGUUCUAUAUUAUUACUUAAUAACUAUUAUUGUGAGCGAA
Molecule: messenger RNA, 3523 nt
Organism: Punica granatum (pomegranate)
Lineage: Eukaryota; Viridiplantae; Streptophyta; Magnoliopsida; Myrtales; Lythraceae
Source: RefSeq, a predicted model, not a curated record